AUGGCUGACAAAAAAGGACACCAGUGCUCUCCGAGUCUAGCCUGUCCGUUGUGUCUUGAAGCCUUCAAAAGCCCCACCCUCCUUCAGUGUGGACAUACAUUCUGUAAAGACUGCCUACAGCAUCACAAUGAGAAACAGAAAGGUUCAAAUUACGUGGAGUGCUAUGUAUGUAAGAAACGGACGAAGCUGGGUCAAGAUAGGAUUGCUGGACUCCCACCAAACUUUUCAUUGAAAGGCCUCCAGGAUGAUCUUUACGAUGAGUGUCUGUUACCAAACUCCUGUGUCCUGCACAAGACAGAGUGCAAGAACAUUUUCUGUGAAGUAUGUGAGGUAUUUAUCUGUAUUACGUGCUUCAUAGAAAGCCAUCAAAGUCACAGGAUAAUGAAGAAAGAAGACCUGGAAGAGGAGUUGAGAAAGAAAAAAGUCACUCUGAGUCAAGAGAGUAAAGUGAGGAAAACCAAAGCCAAACAGUUUGUGAAGAAUGCCGAGCGUCGAAGACGGGACAUAAACUCUCACCUUGGAGAAUUGGAAUGCAGCAUUAGAGAUGUGUUUGCCAAGAAAAUAACACUGCUCCAAGAAAAUGAGAAGAAGCUCAUUGAGGAGGUCAAUGAUAUUCGGGAGGAAGCAGGCAAGCAAUUGGAGAGCUGUAAUGCUGAUCAGAAAGAAUUGAUCAAGAACAUAGAGAGAUCUGAUGCAAAAUUAAAACCCAUCAUGACAAAGGAUGUAAAGGAUGAUACUCUUGUAGAAGUUCGUUUGCAUUGUAUUGAUCUUGAAAACUCAUUGAAGAAUACAAGCAUUGAGGGAGCCAUGUCACGAUUGCAAGCAGCAGAGGAUGCGCAGUUUCUUCCCAGUGAGAAGGGGCUUCUUGACCUGGGUCAUGUGGAGAUGGAUGGAAAGACAUCAGCAGUGAACGUCCAAUGUGAGCCAGCCAUUGCUGAUACAGGGAACAUCCAACGUGUCCCAGUCAUUGCUAAUGGAUCGGCUACGGAAACAGAAGAGUUGCAAGUGGAAGUGAAUGAUCAGGUUGAUGUAGAUAUUCCACCUGCAGUACAAAAUGGUUCCCUGACCAUCGUCAAAAAUGUUGAUUUACCUGAUAACUUGUUUGGCAUGGCAGCGCUAUCCCAAGACGCUGUGGUGGUAGGAUAUGGAGGGAACAGAAAGGGUUCUGAUUGCUUCUCUGUGUCGGGCGACCAGAAGCAACAUCUCAAGAGCGACGUCGGUCACAUCUGGGGUAUCGCCUGUCUCUCUCAUGGUCAAACCGCUGUGUCUUGUGAUAAUACAUGCCGGGUGUACGGUAUGCUUGGUGUAGGUGCUGGUAUGCAUUGCACCGUCACGGAGAGUAGUCGAUAUCUACGGCUAUGCGCAGACCGCCAUAGUAAUAUCUACGCUGUAAAUGGUAACCCGGAUAUUUUCAUCUUCAAUGGUACAUACGCAAAGAAAGUGAAAGUGUCUACUGGGCGUACUAAGCCAUUACAGAUAUGCGUUACAUCGUCAGGUGUCAUGGUCACCAAUACGUGUAUUCGACCGAGCAAAGUUACCGUGUUUGACCAAUCUGGUCAAGAAGGUAGCUCUAUAGAAUCUACUGGCCAUCACGACUACAUGUUUGCUGCAGUAGAUAACCAAGAUAGAGUGUUGGUCGCCAGACUAGGCUGCUGGCUAAGUGUAUUGAGGCUGACUAGGUAUACACUAGAUGAAACAACACUUGUAGAAGAGACCACAUUCAAGCAAAUCAAACUCCCUCAUAAAGCCAAUAGGUGGGGCGUUUGGUGUUACAUGGUGAGCCUAACACCAAACUUGCUCGCAUUCGCGAAUGGUCCACAUCUCUAUUUCAUAGAAAUUGCUGACUAA
Messenger RNA from Strongylocentrotus purpuratus (purple sea urchin), 1848 nucleotides. RefSeq lists its product as uncharacterized. NCBI's taxonomy places the organism in Eukaryota, Metazoa, Echinodermata, Echinoidea, Camarodonta, Strongylocentrotidae. The record is from RefSeq and is a predicted model, not a curated record. Gene Ontology annotation, molecular function: ubiquitin-protein transferase activity; zinc ion binding. Bases 1 to 1848 code for a protein of 615 amino acids. The transcript has a single exon. Gene Ontology annotation, biological process: positive regulation of DNA-templated transcription. Gene Ontology annotation, cellular component: chromatin; nucleoplasm.